This is a messenger RNA of Misgurnus anguillicaudatus (oriental weatherfish), 3773 nucleotides long. RefSeq names its product slingshot protein phosphatase 3 (gene ssh3). The record is from RefSeq and is a predicted model, not a curated record. Gene Ontology annotation, molecular function: phosphatase activity; actin binding. NCBI's taxonomy places the organism in Eukaryota, Metazoa, Chordata, Actinopteri, Cypriniformes, Cobitidae. Gene Ontology annotation, biological process: negative regulation of actin filament polymerization; protein dephosphorylation.
UAAGGCAAUAAUCCGGUGUUAAGAAAGUCGCCAUCUUGAUAAUUACAUUCGUCACUGUAACUAAAAAUAGAACAGUGACGAAAAUUAAAUGGCUUUAAACAGCAUAAUGCAGUCACUGUUGUACAUUGUUGUAUGAACUGGACAAUUGUAGAGUCCCACCUCUUAUAUGGUUGUCAGUAAAUAAUAAAUACCAAGCAAAUGAGAUAUGGCAACCACUUGAAGAAUAAACAGUAGUAGCCUACUUGUGGAGACACUACUGAGCUGCUGUGACUCGUCUGCCGGUGUAUAUGCAGGAUAAGCGGUUGUGGGAUGGCUUUGCUGACCUUGCACAGAGCACCGUCGAUUUGCACAACACCGGAUGAAUUAAUCCCAAGACGAGGAAUACUACAAAAAAGAGAAAGUUUCGCACUGGUUGGGGGGGCAGUGCUUCUGCUGGAAGAGACAGAGGGAGAGGGAAAAGGAGUACAUGAAGAAACCAUACCUCUUCUACUAGGUCCUAUACACAGACCCUCUGACACUCAGUGCAGACAUUUGCAAGCAAUGCUUUCGUUACUGCGACCAGAGGACACAGUCAAACUGGCUGUACGUUUAGAGUCAGUGAGCCCUGUUAGACUCAGAUAUUUGCUCAUAGUUGGCACACUUGACAAUAAACAAGAAAGUCUAUUACUUGGCAUGGAUUUCCCUGGAUUAAACAGUGAUGAAUGCACUAUUGGCCUUGUCUUGCCAAUAUGGAGUGACACACAGGUUUUCCUGGAUGGAGAUGGAGGUUUCAGUGUGACAUCUGCAGAAGUGACACGAAUUUUCAAGCCUGUGUCCAUUCAGACGAUGUGGUCCGUGCUGCAGGCGCUGCAUGGCUGCUGUGAGCGUGCCGUGCGUGGAGCUGUCAUCCCUGGCUGUGGACUGGAGUGGGCACAACAUUACAAGCAGCAUAUAGAGUCGGACCAGAUCUGCAUUAAUGAAUGGGGGGCAAUGACUGGCCUGGAGUCAGUCAGAAAGAGCAAGGGAGGAAGUUACUCUUCUAAUCGGGAGUCAGUGGAGAAGGAGAUCAAAGCUCAGCUGAGAGAAAUUAUGAGGACUGAGGACUUGGAAAAUAUUACCUCAAAACAGGUGCGAUCAGCUCUGGAGGCUAGUACAGGCUUGGACAUGAAAGACUACAAAGAGUAUAUCGACAAUGAAAUGAUGGUCACUAUGGCGCAGAUGGACAAACCUUCCAAAAUUUUGGAUUACCUUUACUUGGGUUCAGAAUGGAAUGCUGCCAACUUUGAAGAGCUACGGAAGAACAAUGUGGGCUACAUCCUGAAUGUUACAAUGGAGAUUGACAACUUUUUCCCAGAAUCCUUCACCUAUAUGAACAUUAGAGUUUAUGAUGUAGAGUCAACCGACCUGCUACCACACUGGAAGAACACAUACAUGUUCAUCAAUGAAGCAAGGAAAAAUGGACAGGCCGUGCUGGUGCAUUGUAAGAUGGGCGUCUCUCGCUCUGCCUCCACAGUUAUUGCUUUCCUAAUGAAACAGCAGGGCUGGAGUUUAGAGCAGGCACUUAACCACGUCAGGGAACGACGGCCUAUAGUGCACCCAAACGAAAGUUUCUUCAAACAGCUGCAAACGUACAGUGGCAUCCUAAAUGCCAGCAAGCAGCGCCACAGCGCACUCUGGAGGAGGAAAUCUAAAUCAGAACCCCGUCAGCCAUCUGUCCACAUUGCUCCAGCCACAGAAAGUCAACAUGAACAAAAAGAGGAAGAGGAGGAAGGACUGGAAAGUCCAGAAGAAGAAGAAAGCACCAGCGAGGACGAGGAACGCGAUGUCUUUGAUGAGCGCAUGGAGGACAGUUUUUCUGAGUUAUCUGAGGCAGAUACAGCCACAUCCAACCCAAUUAUAAAUAUACAGGAAAGUGAUAAGGUGUCAUCAAGCCCGAGCAGAAGUGGAAGGAUGGAUCUGUUUUCUCUCAUGCAGUCUAUUCAGCUUGAUGAUGAGGGGCUCGAUAAAGAGAUGGCUAUUGCUCAGAGGAAUUCCCCAGCACAACGAAGGAGGAGCCAUGGUCGGAGGGCUCUGGCCCAUCAAAGAGCUCACGUAGAUGUUUCACCUGACCCAAGCAGCAGACAGUCACAGAUCAAAAGCCAGGACGAAGUGAAUAAACCUGCUUUUAAAGACUCCUUAUAAAAACAGAGCAGAUGGAAAUUGGUUAAAAGGUGAGAAAACGAAACACAAACAGGGAUACUACAAUAUUGGACACUCUUGCACACCAACCUAAUUCCGCUGUAUUCCAAGUUCUUAAUGGGAAUAAAAACAGAACAAGAUUAGGAAAAUUCAGCUUCUCUGAUAUGAUAUGGUGGUUGAUGUAAUAAAGCCUAAUAUUGAGGCUUGACUAUGGACGGUCAGAACGCACAAAGCACAUCUGUUACGUUUCAAUGCAACAAAUAUCUCACUUAUUUUGCCCACUUAACAUUUCCAUCUCGCCCAAUACCCAUCAACUCAUUUCAGAUUGUUUUAAAUAUAACCAUAAAUUUGAGUUUCGAUCAAUCGGCUCAUGUUAAGUAAGUGUUGAUACAAGAACUGUUUUUUAGAGAUUCAAAAUGUGCCUUUUGUAUUCUCCAUAUUCUUUGCACCUUCACACUGAGCCACAUUCAGUUUAUUCCAGAUUUUAAGGAUAUUAAAGGAAGUAGAGCAAGUUUCCUUGGCUGUCUUACAAGAGAUUCCUCUCUUAAAGCAUUAUUGUUAUGUAUUUUUAAUAAAUGAAUAAUGAGCGUGACUUCUCCAUUACUGGUGAGCUCCCUCAUUUUAGGAGUCCUAUGCAAUAAUUUACUUCUCUUUAUAGCUGUUUCUUCUCCGUGAAUGUGAAGCUUUUAGCUUUGUGUUGUCUGUUAGGGUUAUAUAUUAUUUAAAAUGUGUAAUAUGCAGGAGAUGCAACCUGAGAAGAGUAUUUUCUUAUCUAUGUGCCACAUUGUUGUGAUUUACUGUAUAAGUGGUCUAUGCUGUCCCAUAAUCAUUCUGCAUGCCACACUUACUUAUGUUGGUUCAGUGCCUUUAGUUUAGAGACCAAAAUAACCACAUUGUUGGUUUUAAUGUAUUUGGAGUAACGAACACAAGUUUAAUAUAAAACAUGUCCUUUGCUUUUUAAGUGAUGGUUUGUUUCCUUAAGCACCCACGUGUGAUGUCUCAUUUUAGUACAAGACUGUAUGCAUGCUUUAUGUACUGUACUGUAUGUAAACCUGUCUUUUUGAAGCAUGUGUCCUGAGUGUGUGUGUGUUUAAAGUAUAUACAAGUAAUAUCUGCUGUAAAACAUUUUUUUUGUUCAAAUGUGUGUACUGUUUUUGCACAAAGUGCCAAUCUUGUGAAACCAAAGUUGUGUUGUUGAAUGUUAGUAUCAAGCAACCCUGAUUCGGAGUUGUUUUCCACACAAGAACAAAUGUGUUAAUGCGUAUUAUUGGUAAAUGAUCAAUGGAGCCCAUGAUCAGUGCUGAUUUUUCAGCUGUACCUGAUGUAUAAUGUGCCAUGCCUUAUCAACUUUAGUAACCAUGAUGGUUUUUUCCAGUGUUUCCAGUUUUAUUUUGGUAUCAGGUGGAGUUAAAAAGCAAGUCAAGGUUGCUGUUGCUUUUUCUAUUUUAGACUGAUCUGAAAAUAUAUCUUUCUAACUUGAUAAAUUGUCGUCUGUGGUAUAAAAAUGAGUUUAUAAUGGAGCAAAGCAACACAAUGCGAAUCAUACAGUGUAUUGGUUAAUCACGAUUUAUGAUGGCAUUAAACAUUAAAGAUAAACAUAUUUAAAUAAACUGCAA